AUGGCGGAUACGGCAGAGAGCGGCAAGGCCGAGAAGUCCGAGCAGAAGGCGGAGGUGCUCUUCGAGGACGUGCUGGAGCGGUGCUGCGGCACCGGCCGCUGGCAAACGCUGCUCAUCGGGUACAUGUCCGUCAUGUGGCUGCUCUUCCCCGCCUUUUCCAUGUCCAUGAUGUUCGUCGGCGCCACGCCCAAGUUUAGAUGCGCCGACGGCUUCGCCGCCAACGCCACUUUCGCCUCGCUGCCGUCCGAUACGCCGCGCUGCUACGCGGCCAACUCGACGGCCGCCUGUCAGCGCUGGGCGUUCGACCCGUCCGUGUACGUGUCGACGGUGGUGACCGAGUGGACGCUGGUGUGCGGCCGCAAGCCGCUGCUCUCACUACUGCAGUCGUGGCUGAUGAUCGGCGCCUUCUUCGCGGCCGUGCGCUUCCUGACGGGCGUCGCCAUGUCGGCCAUGAUCAGCAGCCAGUACGUGCUGGUUCUGGAGCUGUGCAGCAGCGAGCGACGCGCCACGAUCGGUAUCGUCUCAGUCAUGCCAUUCGCCUUCGGCACCUGCCUCGUCGCGCUCGGCUCGUACCUGAUCCGCACGAGAUGGCUACUCCAGCUGGCGUACGCCGUGCCGUGUCUUAUCUUCCUGUUCAACUUCUGGCUGAUGCCCGAGUCGCCCCGCUGGCUGGUGCUGCAGGGCCGGUUCCCGGAAGCGUGUGCCGUGCUGCGCCGGGGAGAGGUGCUGCAGCUGAUGGCGGAGGCGCAAAACAACAUGCUGUCCUGCCAGACCACUAUGAAGACCGCCGGCGGCCACGGUCCGCUGCAAAUGGUGCUGCAGCUGGUCCGGACGCCGCACAUGCGCCGCCGAACACUCAUCGCCGUCUUUCUCGGCUUCAUCAUCGCCGGCUCCUACUUCGGUAUCUCGUUCGACACGACUCAACUGGCGGCGAGCCCGCAUCUGGCGGCGGUGUUUUCCGGUCUCGCAGACGUUCCCUCCAGCUUAGUGUUUCCCCUUCUGGACCGGCUGGGACGGCGAACCUCGUUGAUCCUCCUCCUCUGGCUGCAGGCCGCCGCCAUGUUGCUCACCUUCGUGCAGAAGGACACCACGCUCUGGCUGGUACUCGGCGUGGUCGCCAAGAUCGGUGCCUCCUCCGCAUAUAACACGAUAAUGGUGUUCAUGGCGGAACUGAUGCCCACCGAAGUCCGCUCGCUGGCGUGCGGCCUGCGCCAGCUGGCGGCGCGAGUGGGCGCCGCUCUCUCGCCGUUCGUGGUGGACUUGGGCGGCCUCGCCGGCCUGCUCCUGCCCGAGACCAACGGCCGCCCGAUGCCGGAGACGGUGGCCGAUGUAGAUGGGCAGCCGGUGUCCGCCGCACCUACCGCCGAACGCACCCGCACCAAUGGGACGUGCCAGGGCGCUGACGAACCGUGA
Pollicipes pollicipes is the source of this 1413-nucleotide messenger RNA. Its product is annotated as organic cation transporter protein-like. Gene Ontology annotation, molecular function: transmembrane transporter activity. Bases 1 to 1413 code for a protein of 470 amino acids. The record is from RefSeq and is a predicted model, not a curated record. Lineage: Eukaryota; Metazoa; Arthropoda; Thecostraca; Pollicipedomorpha; Pollicipedidae. Gene Ontology annotation, cellular component: membrane. Gene Ontology annotation, biological process: transmembrane transport. The transcript is spliced from 4 exons.